Messenger RNA from Coccinella septempunctata (seven-spotted ladybird), 742 nucleotides. RefSeq names its product probable 28S ribosomal protein S26, mitochondrial (gene mRpS26). Lineage: Eukaryota; Metazoa; Arthropoda; Insecta; Coleoptera; Coccinellidae. The record is from RefSeq and is a predicted model, not a curated record. Bases 48 to 719 code for a protein of 223 amino acids. Gene Ontology annotation, cellular component: mitochondrial small ribosomal subunit. The transcript has a single exon.
CAUUAGAUAACCUCUAAAAAUUUGUAAAUUUGAUAGAUUUUGGGAAAAUGCUACGAUUAAUGAAUAGUUUCAAAAAUUUAGGUUUAGACGCCUACCCAAUAACUUCUAAUUUAGUGAAUGUAAAUGUAGUUAGAUGGAGAAGGAAACCGAGAAAGCCUAUGUGGAAAGGCACUGCAAAAAGUAAAAUUUUCAGAGUAUCCCCCAGACCGCAAAUACCAGAAGAAGAAACUGUCGAAAUAAAAAGAUUAUACAACAAGUAUAGAACAGAAUUGAAAACCAUAACAAAGUUUCUAACACUGAAAUACAAUGAGGAAUUUCAGCAAAAAGAAGACACAGAUUUGAAAAGAAAAGAGUUCGAAGAAGAUUUAAGAAAUUGUAUGAGAAUCAAUGAUGAAUGGAAUGCCAAACAGAAAGUUUUGAGAGAAGCUAGAUCAGAUGAAGAGCUUGAAGAAGCAAUUUCAAAAGCUAGACAGCAAAAACUAAUUACUGAGAAGAAAAGGGAGGAACACAUGAAAUUGCAGAGUGAGAUUGUCAGCAAAGAAAUUGAGUCUUCAAAACACUUUAUUCUACCUGAAAUGCUCGACGCUGAAAUUGAAAAGGCUCUAGCUAAUCCAGUCGACCAUAAUUUUGCUCUUGAUUUGGAUGGCAAUAAAAUCCAUGGUAGAGAAACUAUUCCACCUCCUGUAGAUAAAAAAGUGGCCACUAGCCAAACUAAUUAAUUGUAAAAUAAAUAUUAACAGUA